Molecule: messenger RNA, 7879 nt
Organism: Amphiprion ocellaris (clown anemonefish)
Lineage: Eukaryota; Metazoa; Chordata; Actinopteri; Pomacentridae
Product: insulin receptor substrate 1-B
Exons: 4
Coding region: 547-4401 (1284 amino acids)
Biological process (GO): insulin receptor signaling pathway
Cellular component (GO): cytosol; plasma membrane
Molecular function (GO): insulin receptor binding; phosphatidylinositol 3-kinase binding
Source: RefSeq, a predicted model, not a curated record
CGGUGAGUGACAGCGGCGGUGCUCCACGGCAGCCCGCUCCACUCCACGGUACGCCACGAGAACAGAGCCGAGCGGGGCAGGGGUGGGGGGGACGGACGGACAGACAGACGCGCAGACAGAUGCGGCAGGACGGGCUCUGAGAUGUGCAGUAAAUGGGAUUAAAUCGCUCGGAAACACUCGCACUAGUAGUAGUAGUAGUAGUAGUAGUGGUGGAGAGUAGGGGGAGCUGCGCCGCAUGCGCUCGUCAGUGUGCGCGUGGACAACUUGCGCAAAAGAGAGGCAAAACAAGCUAGAGAAGAAGAAGAAAACUAGCGACACUUGCAGUUAUCAGCAAACCCUCGUUCAGCUUUUUUAAAUUUGUUGUACCUCCGGGGCUGUGAGGAGCAGCGCCGACCUCCGUCUCCUCUCACAUGCCUGCGUUGAUGGGGGAGACAGGGAGGGGAGCGGAGCCGGGGGAUGUUUGAACCUCCUCUCUAAACUUGCACACAUACAACAAGAGAGAUUAAGCAGGGGUGUUUGUUUUAGUUGGGACACGCAGGAGCCCUCAUGGAGAGCCAGGUGAGCGAGCAGCACGGCUCCGAGGACGUGCGGCGGAGCGGCUACCUCCGCAAGCAGAAGUCCAUGCACCGGCGCUACUUCGUGCUCCGCGCCGCCUCGGAGCGCGGUCCGGCCCGGCUGGAGUACUACGAGAGCGAGAAGAAAUUCCGCGGCAAGGCCCCCGUGCCGAAGAAAGUGGUGGCGCUGGAGACGUGCUUCAACAUCAACAAGCGGGCCGACUCCAAGAACAAGCACAUGAUCGUGCUGUACACCCGGGCCGAGAGUUUCGCCGUCGCCGCGGAGAACGAGGCGGACCAGGACGAGUGGUACCAGGCCAUGGUGGACCUGCAGUGCAAAAGUAAGAAUCCCACUGAAAGUGGGGCUGCGGGGGACUAUGGAGUGCCUAAUCCUGGACCUGCUUUCAAAGAGGUGUGGCAGGUGAAAGUGUGGCCCAAAGGCCUAGGUCAGGCAAAAAACUUGGUUGGCAUCUACCGCCUUUGCCUGACUGACAAGACAGUUAACUUUGUGAAGCUCAACUCUGAUGCUGCUGCUGUGGUGCUGCAGCUCAUGAACGUGAGACGCUGUGGCCAUUCAGAAAACUUCUUUUUUGUCGAGGUGGGACGCUCUGCCGUGACAGGCCCGGGCGAGUUCUGGAUGCAGGUGGAUGAUUCAGUGGUGGCCCAGAACAUGCAUGAAACCUUACUAGAGGCCAUGAAAGCACUAAGUGAGGAGUUCCGCCAGCGCAGCAAGUCUCAGUCAAACUCUGGCCCUGGAGGGGGUGCUACUGCUUCCAACCCCAUUAGUGUUCCCUCACGCCGCCACCACCCAAACCCUCCUCCCAGUCAGGUUGGCUUCACCCGCCGCCCCAGAACUGAGCCUCCUGCAGGAGCUAAUAGUGGAGCAGCAGUCAGCAAUGCGAAUGCUUCUCCAACCCCCCGGCAUAGCUUUCCAAGGUCUCGCACCGCUAGUGAUGGGGGGAAAGGUGAGGAUGGGAUAGCAGGGACCACACUGCUACAUAGCAUGAACUCCAGCCCCUCCACCAAUGGCUCUUGUUCCACCACCCCAAUCCUCAGAUCGAAGUCCGCCCGUUCAGCGCCCAACACAGCUACUAAAACUCCUCUUGGGUUGAUGCGCUCCAUUUCCACCCCAGCGCCCUCUCCAGCCCCAAGUCUCUCCUCUAGCUCUGGGCAUGGCUCUGAGUUUGGAGGUGUAACAUCUUCUGCUGGUGCUGGUCCUGGGUCUGGUGCCUAUAGUCGGUUGCCCUCUCACUGUGCCUCUGUCUCAGGCUCACCCAGUGACUAUGGCUCAUCAGACGAGUACGGUUCUAGUCCUGGGGAUCACACGCUCCUGCCCUCCCCAAGCCUCCCUGGAAGCUCUGUUGGUAGCACCGGCAGCCAGUCCCUUGGUGACGAUGGAGCCAACUAUAUCCUAAUGGGCCAGCGUAGUGGUGGUGGCAACAGUAAUCAAGGGAGCUUGACGUCCAGCUCCUUACCUGCACCAGGAACACCAGCCUCUAGCUCCCAACCGCAGACCAGGAGAGUGCUCCGUCGCUCUUCCAGCCGUGAAUGUGAAGCUGAACGGAGGCUGUUGAAUAAGCGGGCUUCAUUACCUCCUAUGGCUUUGGAAAGGCUGGCACCACGUCAACGCAGAGCUGAGGAGCCAGCGGAUGAAGAUUCUGCAGAUUAUGCCAUCAUGUCGAGGAGCACCAGCCGAGAGUCUUUUACGUCCACGUGCUCUUCUACACACAGGGAAUCUGGCAUGGGUGCUGGGUCAGCAGGGGCAGGAGGAGGGUAUUUGGAUGUGGCAGUGGAGUUCAAAGCUGAAGGCGGUGGAGGAGCAGGUGGUAAUGUCGAUCUAGGUGUGGACAAUGGAUACAUGUCCAUGCUACCGGGAGUCACUCAGCCUCCAGUAUCCCUUUCCCAGUCAAUGACCGUCUCUGUCCCUGACUCCGAUUCCAAAGCUGCUGAUGAUUACAUGGCCAUGACUCCUAACAACAGCGUGUCUCCUCCACAGCAGAUCCGACCUCCACCAGCUUCUGAUGGCUAUAUGAUAAUGUCUCCCAAUAGCAGCUGCUCCCCGGACCAGCGUGGAGGUCUUUCUGGAGGGGCUUGGGUGGGCAGUGGCAGUGCAGACAGCAGAGCAGGCAGUGACUAUAUGAACAUGUCUCCAAUUAGCGCUCGUUCUGUAAAUGGCAGCCCCCCACCUCCUGAGCAUACCUGCCAUUUGGAGACCAAUUCCCAACAACAAGCACCCAAGAUGGUGUAUUCUUACUACUCCCUUCCCCGGUCAUACAAACAUAACCCCUCGGCCGGACACUUUGAUGAUGGGCCUGGACGAGGCAGAAGACCCAAUGGGAGUUGUAGCAGGGGAGUGGGUGGAGGUAGAACCAUUGGAGGGCGUCAGGAACAACCAGCAGCAGGUAAUUCUGUGGUUGGACGCCACCUGUCACUCUCGUCAUCCUCAUAUUCUUCCAGCUCAGCCAGCAGUGAGAGCCUCGGGGAGAGUGAGGACCGAACUACUCAGACACUGAGUAACAUGACUGGUGGAACUCAGUCCAAAGAUGUAAGCUCCGGUAAGCUCCAGCAGAGACGGGGAUCUGGUGGGUUAUCCAAGCAGGGUAGCCAUACUAGAAGCAGACCAGUGAGCCUGUUUGUUGAUGUAUCCAAGGCUAAUACCCUUCCUAGGGUCCGUGAGAACCCUCUGCCUCCAGAACCUAAGAGCCCUGGGGAAUAUGUAAGCAUAGAGUUUAAGGGGGAGAAGUGCAGCCAGACUGGGGUUGGAGGAGGACGUGGCAGGGGUCUUAGGCAUGGCCUAUCAUUGCCUCAUGGCUCAAGCAGCCAGCAUCCUCAGCACAGGCCAACCUCUUGCUUAGGUAACUUCAUACCCCUCUCCCGUAGUCCCUCAGCCCCCAUCACUCCCCCAGCUGCCUCUGAAUAUGUCAACAUGGACCUGGGCCCUUCACCCUCCCCCUCACCCCUGUCUCUUACCCCACUAGUUUUCCCUUCUUUCCACACCCCUCCCACACCUCCAACUCUUGCCCAUGCCCCUAAAGCAUCUAAUGAGGGUGCUACUGGCCCUCAUGAAGAGGAGGCUGAAGUGGCUGAAGCCUCACUUAGGAAAAGCAGAGAGAACGUUCCAUCCGUGACUGAGUCAGAGUCCCCUACAUCCUGUGGUGACUACACUGAGAUGGCCUUUAGCUUGAAUAGCAACACUGUCUCUCGGUCAACAUCUAGUGUUUCCCCCAAAGUCCCAUCUCCCAGCAGUACUGAUCCUUCUGUUCCAGUGCUGUCACGGGGUCUAGACUUCCCCCUAGCCAAGUCAGGACCCAAUCCAGACCAGGGGGCUAAAGUUAUCCGGGCAGACCCCCAAGGACGCAGACGGCACUGCUCAGAAACCUUCCUUGCCUCACCUUCCCUCCCCACCUCUACCUCUACUUCGUCUUCAACUGCCUCCCUCUUUCCAGAACACACCCAAGCUGUGGCUCGCCGGCUAGGGUUUGAUAGCAUGCUGUGGGGGAACGGUGCUGUCACUGAUCCUCCCACCCAGUUUCCCCUCCCUGGACAGCAGUUGGUUACCACAAACACUCAGACCUCAUCCACAGAACAAGGCCUUAACUACAUAGACUUGGACUUGGCCAACAAAGAGAGCCCUCAUGUGGGUCUGGAUGGACCCUCUGGAAGUCAGGCACCAUCUCGCCUCUUUUCUGUACUCGGUGCAGGUUCUGGGGUCGGGGGAGUGGGAGUGGCUGCAGCCGUCAGCAGCAACAGCAGCUCUAGCCUCAACACGUACGCCAGCAUCGACUUCUACAAAUCAGAGGAGUUGCGGACACAUCAAAAUGGAAAUAAGGAAGGAACAGAGUGCUGAUGUCAGUGCGUCGUCCUUGGGGAAACAAUCUGGUACCACUCAGGGCUUCGAAGCUCCGCCUCUUCCUUUAGUGACAACCAAUCACAUCGAGAGAGCAGCUGGAUCGGACACAGCCCUGAAGCACUUUGACAGAGAAUGAUGGAUUUUUUUUUUUCUUCUCUUCGCUUUCAUCUACUUGGUUGUGGAAACCAACAGGGAUGUGUGCCAAAUGACAUUCUUAUAAAGCUAUUUGCUGCUCUCAUUCCUCGAGUGAAAGCCAAUCAGAGAAGGGUACAAAAAUGGAGGACAGUGUUUUGGUUAUUUUGUUGAUUUUAUUUUUCCUAAUUGAAAAAGUUAAAUCACUAAAGAGUACAAUGGUGGGUGACUAGUGUGUGAAAAAGAAAAUAUACAGAAUUAUGUAUCUGCUCAAAAAGUGCCUCAUUUUCAGAUUGUAGCCAUUUUACGAAGAACUGCAACGUAGCGUCGACUAACUAUAGCUUUCGGUUGUCAUUUUCGUGCUUGAUUUAAUGUAGUUUCCAAAAAAAAUGCAACAGAAAAUACUAGUAAGUGGGGAGCACUGGUGUGGGCUUUCGCUGCGUUCAUGUUAAACGGGUGGAUGUUAGAGAAGCAAAAACAGCUGCAAUGAAAACAUGAAGUUUGAGCUUCUAACCCUCUCCAAGCCAAACAGGUUGGGAAACACUGUUCUAGAGUAUACAACAGAAGUCAGUAAACACCUGUGCAAAAUCCCCCAAAAAACAUUUUCAAAAGACAGUUAUAGGUAGCACCAUGAAUGCUGUGGAUAUACCAUGGCAUUACCUGACAAAAUGACUCCCAGUUUGCAGAAGCUUUGCAGAAGAGGAAUAUUCCAGCAGUAUAAUCAUCCAAAGCACACUUCCAAGAUCGCAUAAGAGUUUUUAAAGGAGAAUAUAGUGUUGCCUGACUUGAAUCCAAUAAGAGCCGCUUGGGGUAUUUUAAAGAGGAAGUCAGAUCCACACAACCCCUCCAGCUAAAAAAACAAUACCAUGUCUGAGGAAUGGCAGAUCGUCUGUCCAGAUACAAUAAUUCUUAACUAUUAGGUUAUAGUUUUACAUAAGUGCAACUUGGAAGUGAUGCAGUUAUUGUAAGGUGAUACUAUUUUAUAUAAUCUGACAUUUAAUUGAUUUUGCACAGACGUGUACUCGCAUCUCUUGUCUACUGUGUAUUUAUUUGGACAAAAGUGCUACAAUAGAUAUAACUUUUCCUAACUUUGAUGCUGCCAUAAACUCUAUUUACAAGACAGAAACCUGGAAUCACAAUAAAUCCAAUAUGACAUGAACGCAGCAUUUUAUUAAUAACAAUAAUAAUAAUAAUAAUAACGAUAAUAAUAAUAAUAGUACUAGCAAUCUGCUAGCCUUCCUUUCUACUGUAAGAAAUAUUAGCAUAGCUGCUGUUAGCUAACUGCUCAUUAGUGUGUCGCAUUUCUUCUUUAAAUCCUUGUUUUCUUUUUCUCCUGACUUCUCUUACUACUUAGGUUUCUUGAGCCAUAAAUGAAAGUAUUGAAUACAAACGCUUGAAAUAAAAGAUACUUGUAGCAGGGAAUAUAGUAGCUUGCUAGCUAGCUAAAGCCAGGUAGAUCAGAUUAACAUAUUAGCAUCAUGCCAGGACAUAAAUUCAGCAUCCUGCUGACUACAGCUCAGGGUUAGAUCCCUGACAUAGAGCCAAGCAAUCCCAUUAGUGCUAUUAGUUCCAGACACUUGUGUCUCACUUAAUCCCCUUCAUCUCAGGAUGCUAAAUAACAUACAGUACAUACAGCUUAGGACAGAGACCCUAUCAAUAGCCAUUCUAAUGCUAGCUUUGUAGCUGUCAGCACACUGCGUAUAGCACUUGAAAAGGGGUCAGUUCUCAUUUUACUUAUGUGAAUAUAAAAUCAAUCAAACUGCUCAUUUGUUCUCAGUUAUUUUAUACACUACCGAACAGUUUUAUUUUAGUUUUUUUUUUUUUUUUUUUUUUUAAAUACACUUUUUCAUUUUAAACUGGUUGAAUUAAAAGUGCUUUGGCCCAAAAUCCUUCUUUAAGACUCUGUUUCUAUCACCCCCCCUCCUCCUCCUCUUUUGCUUACUUUAAUCUUUGCUAUGCAUUAGCACUUAAGUGCCUGUCUGUCCUAUUUGUCAGUCUGUCUCUCUGCUCCAUUUUAGCAACUAGCACUACUACAGUUGUCCCAGUGGAAUAUAUCAAGGCUAUUUUUGUGGCUAUUUUUGUCUCUUUCGAUGUACAGUUCUCCUAAAUUGUUUGAUUGUUUGUUUGUUCGGGAUGGCAACGAUCUAUCAAAUGACUGACAGCCGUUGCCCUAAUCUGAGGAGUUUUGGACCGUUUCUCUUUGCCGGUAAUGGAGGACUUAAUCGUUGCAGGGCCGUCAGUGCCAAAUACAACAACAACAAAAACUAAGCCUCUCUGACAGCACCUCAAGAAGCAACUUUAGGCUCUCAAGUCUGGACACAUUGCUUUGUUUUGUUUUAAAAAUGUAACCUUUUGUGUUCCCUCGUUUUCUUCCACAGCGGGGUAAAGAACUGUGACAUAUUGCCUCACAGUCUGCUGAUGUGACUCUCUGAGAUAAAGGUCAUUGUGAAGACUGCUUGGACCAGGUUAUAAAAGAAUGCACGAAGAGGAAGAAAUGGCCGUCACAGAAAACAACAGCAACAAAAUCCUUAUGUUUAAAUACAUGUGUAUUUGUGUAGCUCCAAGUUUUACUCCUGUUUGUCUGCCUGCCUUCGGAAGUUCAUGAACUUUCUCAUUCUGGUCACAUGACUUUCAGGGCCUAGAGCAUAACAAUGCAGCUUUAUUGUGAGCAGAUUGGGAUCUGCUGUUGGAAUUGUCCCUGAUAGUGGUUACUAAUUCAGAAGUGGAAAAAAAACAAUUGGGACUUCAAACCAGAUUUGACACGUAAAUCCAAGACUUUUCAGCAGACUUGCAGGCAAACACGUUGAUGAAUCUAAAUGUUUCUAAUGUAUUUUGGAGAUGUUCUCAUGUAACUCAGCCAAAACACAAAUGCUUGAAGGUAUUUGUAGUUUAGAAAGAAAGCGCACAAACAGACUUUCAAUCCUAACAAGCAGACAUUACUAUCCUGCCAUUUGCCCCUUCAAGCUCUGAGCAUCUCAUGAACUUUUGAAAUUUUGCUUCGUCAAACUGCCUGCAGUCUUCUUCUUUGGCUGCCCGUGGCAGUCGCAGCCACAUAUCGUGACUCAAGAUUCUUUGGGAGAACUCAGGCAAACAGGGGGUUCAGCAGUUUUAAAGUGGCUGUAUGAUAUCAUUCAUUGCAUUGUUAGCAAAUUUAGUCGUGCUCAUAAAAUGUGCAGAAAAGUGCUGCUGCUGUUCUAAAUUGUUUUAUCUAUUCCUCCUGUUCCCCUGAGAAUGGUACUGAAUGGGAAUAUUGUGAGGUUUGCCAUUGAUGUAGACAGUUUUACUUAUGUUGCUUGAGAAAAAAAAAUCUGACUAAAUGGGAAAAAAAAGUCAUACAACAAAA